Schistosoma rodhaini is the source of this 3482-nucleotide messenger RNA. Lineage: Eukaryota; Metazoa; Platyhelminthes; Trematoda; Strigeidida; Schistosomatidae. The record is from the annotation of a GenBank genome assembly.
GAUUGGCUAGUUGGGUUAGAGCGAAAGCAUUUGUUAUUGUAGCACUUCAAGAUGGUCUCUUCUAUGACUAACAUGCAUCAAGAGCGUGUUACACACAUGCAAGCACAGCAACAGCAUAUUUUUUAAUAACAGUUACCUGGAUGUACAAACUCGAUGACCUCUUAUAUACUACGAAAGUCAAAAAUAACGUAGACUUACACCGCAAACCUGUUUGUAGUUCGUUUCAGGAAGUUUGGUGAACUCUAUCAAUGUACAAGCAGGUUGGGUGCUUGUUCAUCUUACAAUGUUAGAUGUUGAUAUUCUAUGGUGGUCAGUUGGUAAUAUGAAUGCGACGUCUGUUAACAACUUUCAUACUCUGGCGUACGAUCUAGAAGGAACAGAAGCUGAAGAAACCAGUAUUAAUGGGAUUUCGACAGGAGAACUUCAAAAUGCUUUGGGUAAUAAUCCUAAUGUUCGACUGGCUAAAAAAAUUCAUGAUGAUAAAGAAAAAGGGCAAACAAACUAUCGGUCAAGUUCAACAGAAGCAUCGAAACAAAACGUGACAACUGAGCUUGUGAAUAAAUCUAGUGAUGGACAGUGGAAUUUAAUUAAAGUUCGUGUAGGUUUUGAUGUUACACGUAAAGGUGAAAGAAGUCUAGUUAUCAAUGGAUAUAAAUUUACAAAAUCAAGAGAUGGUAUGGGUGAUCGUGUAUUUUGGCGAUGUUCUCGUCGUGAAUGCAAAGCCACAGCAGUUACUGUUUCAAAUAAAGUAGAGCAUAUACGAUCGAUUCAUUCUCAUUUGCCACCAGUAGCUGCGGAAUUUUUUUCUGAUGAUUCUUCUCGUUGUGAACAAGAAGUACGAUUUAACAAUUUAGUCUAUACUCAACGUUCUCGUAUACGAAGACGUAGCCAACCGAAUCCUUCUAUGAAACUAUCAAAACAAUCUGUAACGAAACCCUGUUUUCUUGAACAAAUAAAAGAAUUAGCCUGCUCAACUUCAUAUUCUGAAGCAUCGAAUGCAGUUUCACAUAAAAAAUAUUCCUCAAACAUAGGAAGUAUGGAUUGUUCACAUGAUUCAUGCAUUGAUUCAAGUGAAUAUGCAUCUUCUAUAAAGAAAAGACAUUGUUCUGAUCGAGUUCUAUCUGAUUACCCAACUUUACAAACAAUGUCUGCCCUUCUAACUAAAUGGGUUGAUUCGAAACAAAUGAAUAUAGAAAAUGACGAGGCAAAAGAACAUCUCUCCAAUAUUUCAAAAUGCAUUUUACCUCCAAAGAAAUUGUCAAAUAAUCUCUUGAAUAGUGAAGAAUACCAGUUAUUCAAUAAUAAUUCAAUUUUAGAUGUAAAUAAUUCUUCGAAUCCAACUCACGGUGAUGUUUAUGAGGAUUCCUUGUCAAAAGUAACAAAAUCAGAAAGUUUAAAAAAACUAACUACCCUGGUCACUUCAUCGAACAAUAUUUAUGAUCAUAGUUCAGAAAUCGAUUUAAUAUCAAUGAAUAAAAUAUCUCAGUUCAUUACACGGAACGGUACUACUGAUGAAGACGAUAGUAAUCGAGACUUUAUAAAUGAUAAUUCACUGAAAAAUUCCAUAAUUAAUUUGUCAAAAGCUCAGCAAUCCGAUAUAAGUUUACCUUCAAUAGAUGUCAAUUCUCUUGAACAUAACUCUCAACGUCAAAUUAUUCUUCUUAAUAACGAACAAUUGAAUGAACUAUUAAAAAUAAUAAAUUGUAGUCGAAUCAACAAUAUUCCAAUCCAAAAUGAAUCUAUGGCUUCACCUCUACAAACAUCAAGUUUAGUCAAUGACAAUUUGCUUAAUCCCAUUGGGCUGUUCACAACUUCCAAUCCUAAUUUAACUGGAGGUUUAGCACAAUGCACUACUACUUAUUGCUGUUCACACUAUCCAAGACUUAAUAGUAAAGUUGUGAAUCGCAAUAAUGAUUGUUUACCAUCAUUUCACCAUAUUUCCUGUUCUACAAACCUAAAUUCAAAUCCAAUUGUAUAUUCUUCCAAUAAUUGUCCGAACAAUUUAUUCAGUACAAUGUCCAAAUCAUUGUCAGUCAAUGAGAGUAACACUGAUGGCUCUGACACUCAUCUAAAUGGUCACAAAUCAUCAUCUCCCAAUUUUCCAAUUCAUUGGAAAAAGGAGAAAAUACGUGAAUCUGUUGAAGAAGAUGGAGUUAAUUCGUUGAAUGGAUUCUAUGAUAAUAAUGAUACAUUUUCACAUCAACUUUAUCAAGAUAAAGAUCAUGGUAAUACAUUGGAAAUGGUAGAUAAUCAUCAGAUAUCGGUUAAUAAUACUCCCUUGAUAAAUUGUUCAUCACAAUUACUUUAUGGUACGAACGAUAAAUUGUCCAGUUACAAUACAUUUAGUUCAACUUCAAGAACUACAAAUACUACUAAUAGUUACGAUAGCAGUAGUAAUAGUGAAGCACGUGAAUUAAUUCAAAGUCAAUCUGAAAUUACCAUUCAGUCAUCAGACAAUGACCAAUUUCUAUAUAAUCAAAUUCAAGGUGGUAUUCUUAUGAAAAUACUUAAUACAGUACAACAUCUGACCGCUAAACUUGAUGCAGAUGCUGAUCCUCCUGAAGUUAUUCAAAACUGUCGAGCUAUUCAAGCGUGUCUAGAUACAAUUACUGCUAUAAAAAGAGCCAAAUCAAAUCAGAUCUUUAUUGAUAAACUAGACGAAACACGUUCAACUAUUACACUUGAAGAUUCAAAUGAUAAUUUACAACACAGAGAAUUCACCUCUAAGAAUCAAGAAAAUUUCCAACUAUUUUCUCAUAAUUUUAUUCAAUCUUAAUCGUUCUUAGGCUUGUUGUCGUUGCUGGUAGUCAGACGUAUUAAUAGUUGUAAUACUAAUAACAACCAGUAAUUUCUUUGUUGAUCGGGUUAAUUUUUCUGUAGAAAAAGAGAUUCAGUUUCUUUUUUUACACAAAAAAUAAAUAAUACUACACUUUUCAAGGGAAUGUGGUUAUUUUCGUAAUUAUUUUUCUGUGGAUGGUUUUUCUAUGCUUUAUUACUUUUAUGAUACCGUGCAUUACUUGGAUGUACUAGCUAGUAUUUACACUAUUCCCAAUUCAUAUUCAUUACUCUAUCUUCGAGUUCUUCCAAUAAAAUGGUUUUAUAUUAUGUUGUAUUAGUCAUUAAAACGAAAAAAGAAGUCAGGUAUUAUCAUAAUUCAUUUUUUAGCCGCAUUUCACAUUUCAUAUAAUCACAAGAUUUUUGAAUGUUAUUCCUUAAGGAGUAUGUCAAUACAUUAAAUAUUGAAUGGUAUUAAAUCGAUACACAGUUCAUUCAUCUCUACUUAUUCCGAUUUUUUCUGUUAUUAUAUAUUAUUGAUGUAUACAGCAUACUAUUUUUACAGUUUUCUGGAACAUAAUAGUUUUCAUAUUUGUAUUUUAAUUAAUAAUUUCUUUUCUUGAAAUCGUGUUACAUACAAACAAGUAAACCUUUAAACAUAGCUUUCCUCAUAGUGGAAUUCACCAAAAAUACAAAAAGUGAUCCGA